Molecule: messenger RNA, 2721 nt
Organism: Cornus florida
Lineage: Eukaryota; Viridiplantae; Streptophyta; Magnoliopsida; Cornales; Cornaceae
Product: transcription factor bHLH19-like
Exons: 6
Coding region: 1410-2396 (328 amino acids)
Molecular function (GO): protein dimerization activity
Source: RefSeq, a predicted model, not a curated record
GUACUUUGUUAUCUUGACUCACCCAUUGCCGGUACCUACGGCCGGAUAAAUAAAAAUACGAAAAAAGAGAAAAUUAGAAUAGGAACAUGGAAUAUAGGGAAACAUCCUCAAAUUUAUCUUAAUCACCAGGCUUAUAAUUAGCAUUGAAAGAAAUUUAAUCAAAAUAUCUCUGCAACCAAACACAUUGGGGGCGUAAACUUAUCUUCAACAUGACUCAUGUGAAGAAAUCAUAUAAAGUAUGUAUGGAAAAAGUGAUGAUAAUUAAAGCAAUUUUCUUAAUCUUCAAUAUAUAUAUAUGUAUUAAACAAAACUGAGCAAAAAGCAGACUGGAAAAAUUAAAUUGACAUAGAGGACACAUGACUACUACAAAAAACAAUUAAGAUGACAUCAUCCAAAAUAUCAAAUAAUUUCAGAAGUAUAAGCUGUAUGAUAAACAUUACAAGAAACUUUUGGGAAAACUGACAAUACUAAACAACAUACCAGUACAACACAUUUAUUUUGUGUUUUUCCUAGUGUCAGUAUUGAAAUGAAAACAGAAUACUACAAAUGAGGAAAAUAAGUAGGAAAUAUCAGUACAAUGAAGAAAUGCAAAAAGUCAGAAGAAAAGUGAAGAGAAGGUGACCAUAGAACUGAGAACCUUUCUUUAGUCUAUAAUGAAAAAAGUUGUUAAGUUAUUGAUUGCAAUAUUACUUUUUUAUUGACCUACUGAUGUUUAACACUACAUUAAUCUUAAUUUCAAAUGAAAGAGAAGUUUUCACAAGUUUCUCACAAUUCUGAUGGUACCAGUCCUAUCAUAAAUGAUGUUGAGAUAGUGGAAAACUAAUUAGGUAUCAGAAAGGGAUAUCGUCAUGAGUUCAGAAAUGGUUUUGUAGCUCCAAGCCAUCAACGUGCAUCCUCAUCUUUUGAAGGGGCUUCUAGAUAAAGGGUGAAAAAUGUUGAAGAAAAAAAUGCACAACUUAAGGAGAAAGUUACAAGUUUGGAGGAGAAGUUGGAUACAAUUCAAAAGCUACUUGAGCUGCAACAACAGCAGCAACAACAACUUCCUGAGCAGCAACAACAGCACCAACAGCCGCCACCACCACCACGGUUCCACUAAUAUCGACAUUCUCGAUCACAUUCCCAACAACAGCAUGCCCCGCCAAGCUGGUAUCAGCAGCCGCCAACAAUCACCUGAAUGAACUAUAAAGAUAAUUAUUUUGGUAGAUAUAUUUUGGAGCUUUUUGAUGGCUAGCUAGUUGAUUUCUAACUAUUUUGGUUUUUGUGUGCUAUACACGUAAAGGAGUGCCCUUUUAGCUCGUAAGGUUUUUGUGUGCUAUACACGUAAAGGAGUGUGCCCUUUUAACUCGUAAGUGAUCAGUGCAAGUUUACAAGAAAUUAAAGAAUACCCAUCUUGAUAAAUUCAUUCAAAAAUGGAUUUAUCUGUCGAGUUCACUGCGCAAGACAUAGCAGCUUUCUUGGAAGAGGAUUUUCAAAAUUCAUCUUUCUCCUCAGAAAAUGACUCCCCAACCUUGGUUCCGAGGAACAAGUCCAAUGUUCCAUCCAGCGCAAAAGCGUCUGAGAGUUCCAUUGCUGAGAAAACCACAAAACAACUCAAGCCUCAGUAUUAUUCUUGCACCACUCACAUUGUACAAAAUCCUAAUACCUCUUCUCCGAUAAUUCUCUCUUUUGGCAAUUCAAAUUUGUCUCGAAACCCUCAACACUUACUUGGCACCAUAAAUCUAGAGGAUGGUGAAAAUGAUACAGCUAAAGCUGGCCAAGGGACCAAGAGAACUGGCAUAGCUACAACACUAUCAGCUGAGUCACGAGACUCACGACGUCACACAAUAGCAGAGAGAAAGCGACGAGAGAAACUCAACAAGGGGAUAAUAGCUUUAUCAGCCCUUCUUCCUGGCCUCAAGAAGAUGGACAAAGUUUCAGUUCUUGGAGAGGCAACCAAGUAUGUGAAACAACUGCAAGAAAGAGUGAAGACACAGGAGGAACAGAUCAGUACUACUUCAAAAACAGGUAGUGCUGUUGAAUCAAGCGUCGGCAUCAAGAAGUCAUAUAAUUCUGAAAAGCAUUUCGCUGGCCACUCUGAUGAGCAGCUUCUGGAGAUCGAAGCUAAAGUAUGCGAUAACAAUGUGCUUUUAAGGAUCCAUGGCGAUAAACAGAAAGGAAUUCUGGUGAAAAUACUCACUGAGAUACAGAAGCUUCACUUGACAGUCAUCAACACUAGUGUUGUGCCUUUUGCCAACUCCACUAUCGAUAUAACCAUUGUCGCGCAGAUGGAAAAAGAAUUCAGCAUGACUGAGAAGGAUAUUGUGAGAAGACUUGGUUCAGCUUUAGGUGAAUUCAACCUCAACUUUGGAAGCAGGUUGUGGACUAACACAAAGAUUAUCACAUUUGGGGUUAAUUAGGGCACUGAGAAGGAACCUUGCUUGAGUACCUAUGUUUUAAUUUUUGAAAGUUAAAAAUUACUGUAAUUGUUUACUACAAGAUUGCAGUCUUUAAACAACGUCAAGCUUUAGAAGAGUCUACCAGGGCUCUUCAGAAUUAGAAUGGCAUGAAUGAAUUGAGGGCUACGCUGGGAAUUAAGACACUGUCCAAUGUCCACCUCAAGAUGGGGUUGGCUUGCUGCUUUGAUAUUCAACAAUAUAUAUAUAUAUAUAUUUCCACGAACGCAUUCAUUCUAUCUUUAAUUUGGAUAAAAUCUUCAAUGCAAAUGUUUUAGAUAUUUCAGCA